Messenger RNA from Colletotrichum graminicola M1.001, 1341 nucleotides. RefSeq names its product amidohydrolase. Bases 1 to 1341 code for a protein of 446 amino acids. NCBI's taxonomy places the organism in Eukaryota, Fungi, Ascomycota, Sordariomycetes, Glomerellales, Glomerellaceae. Gene Ontology annotation, molecular function: hydrolase activity, acting on carbon-nitrogen (but not peptide) bonds. The record is from RefSeq and is a predicted model, not a curated record. The transcript has 2 exons.
AUGAGUUGCGGAGUAUCAGGUUCACUCACCACGUUACACACUUCCUUGCUAUUCAACGCUAGGAGAAAAACAUUCGACAAAGACGUCUCGAUUGUUGUUGAUCCCACAAGGGGUACCAUCGAGGAUGUAUAUCAUCGGACAGAUGACGGCCAUUUCACAGUGGAUGAGACGGGCAUCGACCUUCGCGGGAAAGUUGUGAUGCCCGGAUUUGUCGACGCCCACACGCACGUGUUUUUGCAUUCAUACGAUGAGGCUUCCUCUACCGUCCAGAUGCGAGACGAAGGCAUCGUGGAGCGAAUCGUUCGUGCUACCAAUCAUCUCCGCGCCGCGCUGCUGUCCGGCUAUACCACGUACAGAGACCCGGGUACCGAGGGGAUGCGGUCGUUUGACGCGAACCUUCGAGACUGUGUCAACCGAGGGCUUCUUCCGGGCCCCCGCCUGUUCGUCGCCACCGAGUGCCUUGCAAGCACCGGCUCAUAUGAGGUCCGUCACGAGAACACACUGGCCAAGCUGCCACGCAUCUCUGAUGCCUGUGAUGGACCAGUGGGCGUUCGCCAAGCAGUCCGACGCCGCAUGGCCGACGCCGCGGAUAUCAUCAAGUUCUACGCCGAUUAUCGACGGAGGAUGAUGCGGUUUCCACCUCCAAUCCAGCCACCACACGAUGCGAUUCCAUUCUUGCCCGCCGAUCCCAAUCCGGCAGUGGUCAUGUUCAACCAGGAGGAAAUGGACGCCAUCGUGCAAGAAGCGAAGCUGGGCGGUUUGCCGGUGGCAUGCCACGCUGGCACCGCAAAGGGCGCGAUCAUGGCCGUCAAGGCAGGAGUCGACACCAUUGAGCACUGCAACGAGGCGACCGACGAAGUCUUCCGGGAAAUGCGCCGGCACGGGACCAUCUUCGUCCCUACCCUGGCGGUGCUUCGGAAUUCGCCAGACUUUGCCAACAUUAGCAAACGGGUCAAGAGAGCGCACGACCUCGGCGUACGUCUUGCUGCCGGCGGCGAUACAGGAGCCUUUCCCCACGGGGAGGGUGCUGUGGAGAUGGAGCUUAUGAUCCGGGCCGGGAUUCCCGUGGCGGAUGUGUUAGAAGCAUGCGUCAUUGGCGGCUGGGAGAGCUGCGGCAAGGACAAGAGCGGGUUUUCCUUCGGUUCGAUUGAAAAGGGGUACCGAGCCGACAUCAUUGCCCUGGAGACGGACCCGAGAACGGAUCUCGGGGCUUUGCAGAAAGUCGACUUUGUCAUGAAGGACGGCAAGGUCUGGAAGAAGGACGGUCGGCCAGUCGGCUUCAUUGAGGAGCAGGCGGCUAGGCCGCAUCACGAGGAAGAGUCAGACUGGGUUGUUAUUUGA